Molecule: messenger RNA, 3624 nt
Organism: Alligator sinensis (Chinese alligator)
Lineage: Eukaryota; Metazoa; Chordata; Crocodylia; Alligatoridae
Gene: BUD23
Product: BUD23, rRNA methyltransferase and ribosome maturation factor
Exons: 10
Biological process (GO): rRNA (guanine-N7)-methylation
Cellular component (GO): nucleolus
Molecular function (GO): rRNA (guanine) methyltransferase activity
Source: RefSeq, a predicted model, not a curated record
CGUUGUGUUCCUCCAGCCUGCAGCGUUUGGUUUAACCUACACCUACAUUAUUGCCUUUGUGUGAAGAAGGAAGAGUCAUUGAUUUGUGAUGUUUUCUCCCUUAGCUCUCGAAUGAUUGAGAUCCAGACACAGAUGUCACAGCGGGCAGUGGAGCUGUUGGGUCUGGCAGAGGAUCAGCCGUGUUUCCUGUUGGAUGUUGGCUGUGGUUCUGGUUUGAGUGGAGAUUACAUCUCUGAGGAGGGGCACUACUGGGUUGGCAUGGACAUCAGUUCUGCCAUGCUGGAUGUGGCUGUGGAGAGAGAGGUGGAAGGGGACCUUCUUCUUGCAGACGUGGGACAUGGUAUUCCUUUCAGGCCGGGCACGUUUGAUGGCUGCAUCAGUAUUUCUGCAGUGCAGUGGCUCUGUAAUGCCGAUAAGAAGACGCACAGUCCUCCCAAACGCCUGUAUCGAUUCUUCUCAACCCUCUAUUCUGCCUUGGCCCGGGGAUCACGUGCUGUCCUGCAGCUCUAUCCUGAGAACUCCGAACAGCUGGAGCUCAUCACUGCUCAGGCCAUGAAGGCAGGUUUCACAGGAGGGAUGGUGGUGGAUUAUCCUAACAGUGCCAAAGCUAAGAAGUUCUUUCUCUGCCUCUUUGUUGGUGCAUCUGGUGUGUUACCAAAGGGUCUUGGUGCUGAGUGUACUGAUGGAGAGGAAUCCCGGCAGGCCAAGUUUACUAAUGAAAGAACAAGGUUCAAAAAUGCCAAGGGGAAGUCUGCAAAGAAGUCUCGGGACUGGAUCUUGGAGAAGAAGGAACGCAGGCGGCGGCAGGGCAAGGAAGUGCGGGCUGAUACAAAAUAUACCGGCCGAAAGCGGCGCCCUCACUUCUGACCCCUUUGGAUUUCCUUCCAGUCCCAGUUCUGUGGCAGGCUUUGCAUUGACACUGGCACAACCCCUGUGGACCUACCCCUGCACCAGCAGGGGCUGCAGGCGCAUGCAACCUAAGCCUGAAAGCUGCACAGCCUGAGGAUGUCCAUCCGUGACUUCUGCAGGAGGGGCUGCCCAGUGUCCCACUUGAAUGCUUCCAGUCCUGUUUACCUGGGAAAGAGAAUCUCUUUGCCAACACUGCAGCCAGGUUGGGGUGCAAUGUAUGGAGACUGAUCCAGCCUUUUGCAGACUUCCUGGGGUGUGGGCCCUGUUACCAGCCCACAGGGGCAGAGUGGUAGAGCUGCUGUACAGCCCCAGGCAACCUGUUCCUGACCUUGGGAGUGCAAUGUAUCCUGGGUUAUCUUGUUUCUGGGACCCUUCCUCUGGGGUUCCAGCCCAGUCAGCAAAUAGAAGCGCUUUGAGUGUGAGGGUUGCAGAACUGUCCUCUUUGUCAGGCAUGCAUGUGUGAAUCAGGAGCUGUUCUGUGCUGAGGCAGGUCAAGUGGAAAUGAACAGUCCCCUGGUACUUCUCCCUUUCUGAAAGGAUGUUGAAGGCUUCCUAAUGCUGUGACCCAACCUACCCUUGCUUGCACGUGGUUAUGCAAAGUCAUCCGCAGCUGCGGUCAAGGACCCCACACGGUGAAUGUGGGCAAGUAUCCCCACAAGUAGAGUGGAGUUAAGGAAUUCAUCAGAGCUUUCCUGGGUCACUACCUGAAACAUAGAGAAGAGCAGCUGCUGCUAUAUGCUGCUACCCUUCCUGGGCCAGCUCUGACCUGCGUAGUCACCCUUCCCCUGUGGCGCAAUAGAGUGAGGAGCUGGGGCCCUGCUGUGUGGUUACAAAUGUUUAUUCUACAUAAAAAUUCCACAAAAUGGGAAGCUAUUUUGCAUCUGAAGCAGUGGGGAAAGGAGUCUUAGCAGAGGAAGGACAGGGACUAGAUGGAGAAAAGAGGCAACACAGCGUCAUCCAGUCCAUGGAGACUGAGCAAGCCAGGUUCAAGAUCCACGUGGAAAACAAGGACACUCAGCUCACGGUACAGCAGUGGUACAACUCCAAGGGGGUCGCUGAACGCUUUCAAGUGCACUGAAUUUAAAGAACAAAACACUCCCCUGCUAAGCGCGCAAGCUGUACGUGCCUGAUAGCUCAUGGAAUACUGCGCAAGACAACCCCCACACUGGGAGGCCAUGUGGCACUUGGAACAGAUAAUUCUUUAAAAAAGACACCUUGAGAUUGAUUUUCCUAAAGAAAAAGUGAAACAUCUUCCCAAGCACAAGCACACCAUUGUGAAUCCAGUCUCCACAUGCAACAUGGGUGGGCAGGGGAGAACAGGAUAGGGCUUACCCACGUGCAGGGAUUACAGUACUGGUCCCAAAUGCUUCCCUCCCCUGCUUACAGCCAUGGGGGGUGGCAGUGUGGUAUAUGGCUCCUGCUGGGGUCCAUACCUCAGCCCCACUCACUGCUUGUGAUCAGGCCCUAAUAAAGCCUGAAGUAAGGGUACAGGCAGUCCCAGCCUUGCAGAAUCCUACUCCAGGGCUGGGUCCCCACAGCCUGUUUUGUUUUUUGUGUCUCCUUGCUAAACUGACAUUAGUACGUGCCUGUCUUCCAACAAUGCUGCUUCAGGACUUGCCCCCCAGAGCACAGCUACCUGAGCAGACCAGCAGUGUCUAUGUUGUGCUCCUGCCUCACUCGCUCUUGACUGCGUCGCGGCUCCGCUGCACUAGGCAAUAAUGGUGCUGCAGAGGUGCAUGAAGAAAUGCCUAAUCAGUCUUUAACAGCAGUGAGCAUCUUGACAUAUGCCUUUCCUGAGGAUUGAUGGAGCUACUGUUUUCCUCCCCCCAGGACCUGCCUUGCUGGCAAUGUUAUUGCUUAACAAAGGGGGAAGCCUUCCUUUGAAGAUCUUACUGGCUGGUUUUUGCAUAAGGCAGAGGAAAGCUCAGGGUAUUGAGCCUCUUUGUAAGGGGACAGAGUAGGGGUGUUGGCAUCUGGAAUCCAACCACUUUCCCAACUCAAAGACCUCACAUAUGGUGGAGCUGUUGUCUGUUCUUACUACCUUAACUACAUGUGGCUGUGGAUAAGCCCUGGCCUCAAUUAGUUGGUAAAAGGCUAAACCCUCCAUGCUCCCUACUACCCAUGGCACUAUAGCCCCCUCUCCUUGGGAUAGGUAAGUGCCCAAAAGGCCUUGUUCCCUUUGUGGUUUUAAGCCCCUCAGCUUAACCCUGAGCUAUUUUGGCAGGGUUUUACUCCUGCUGCCCUCCUGGUGCCUGUUCCUUGGCCAUUGGCAGAAAACACCCUCUGCAGACACUUCUACUGGAUGGCUGGCACCAAGCUGAUUUGAAUUUUGCUGGACCUUUUAUUAACGGUGUUGGGAAGAGAGCCCAUUUUGGCUCAGCCCUGGGCAGAGGAGCAGAAGAUCUGACAGUUCCGAAAGCUCUUUGGCUCAGAGAUGACACCCACUGAUUUCACACGGAGCCUUGAUUCCCCCUACAGGCUUUAAAGGGAGGCUAUAGCAGGGGCAUAUUACAGCCCAACCCAUGACAAGCUGUGAACCCUGUGGGAGCUGCCUACUUCUCUGGGGGGUCUCAUCUCAGCUUGCUGCUUUGUGUUGGGAGGUGCUGGCAAGCAUGUUGCUGGGGAGCUAAAAGACAAGCUCCUUGCAGCACUGACAACCAUCGCAAAAUGGGAUUGGAUGGGGCGGGACUGGAGACAGUAAUUCAUACCUUGCUG